This is a messenger RNA of Rhagoletis pomonella (apple maggot), 3685 nucleotides long. RefSeq lists its product as uncharacterized. Lineage: Eukaryota; Metazoa; Arthropoda; Insecta; Diptera; Tephritidae. The transcript is spliced from 2 exons. The coding region runs from base 41 to 3661 and encodes 1206 amino acids. Gene Ontology annotation, molecular function: nucleic acid binding. Gene Ontology annotation, biological process: DNA integration. The record is from RefSeq and is a predicted model, not a curated record.
UCAUAACCUACAAAACUGCAAAGUAGGAACAUAAGCGAAAAUGCCAGAACAAGAGGAACUUAUGAAACUGUUGCAGAUGCAAAGCAAAUUACUGGAGCAAUUGACUCAAAGAUCAAAGCAGCCAGUAGAAAAUUCAAAGGAACAGUUGAUGGAGUCAUUGGCAAAAAGCAUAGCAGAAUUUUGCUAUGAUGCCACAAACGCACUCACAUUCGACACGUGGUAUGCACGUCACGAAGACGUUUUCUUGGUCGAUGGAAAAGAUUUGGACGAAGCAUCACGUGUUCGCCUCUUAAUGAGGAAGCUAAAUCCAAUUGCGUAUAACAAGUAUGCAACAUAUAUUUUACCAAAAAAUCCACGAGAUUUCACAUUCGAAGAAACAGUCUCCAAGCUGGGAGAAAUGUUCGGUGCAAAUGAAUCGCUCUUCAGUAUAAGAUACAAAUGUUUGCAAAUUAGUAAGAAUCAACAGGAAGACCUGGUAUCGUAUGCAGCCAGGGUCAAUGCUCAAUGUGAAAAAUUUAGACUGUCGGAACUUUCGGCAGAUCAAUUCAAAUGCCUCAUCUAUGUAUUUGGGUUGCAAGCACACACAGAAGCCGACAUUCGUAUAAAAAUAUUGGCAAAACUAGAAGAAGAUUCAAAGCAAACAUUAAACUCUCUGGUAAGCCAUGCGCAAAAAUUCAUCAAUCUAAAGAAAGAUACAGCAAUGGUGGAAGAGACAAAAGCCGUAAUAACCAACGCAAUACAUGCAAAUACACGCCAAAGCAAGAACGAUGCAACUAAAAAUAGCAAAACAAAUAAAGCGAAGAUUCCAAAAACACCCUGUUGGAAUUGCGGAGACAUGCACUAUGCAAAAUAUUGUACAUAUCGCAAUCAAAAGUGUAACAAGUGCAACAAAUACGGUCAUAAGGAGGGGUACUGUAAUUCAUACAGCGCCAGCAAAAGCAAAAGCACAAAACCUCAGCGACACAAGCAACAACAAACGAGCAACAAAGGUCACAACAGUUGCUUACAAGUAAAUUCAAUAACGCAUGUUAAUCGACGCAAAUACACAACAGUAAGCAUAAAGCCGAUAGAAACCGCAACUUCAUCGUUUCCGUCGUGUGAUGUCAGAAUGCAGGUGGACACCGCCUCGGACGUCUCGCUAAUUGGAAAGUCCACAUGGAUACAAAUGGGUCAACCGGGAAUACGGUUGGAGAACAAAUACGUUACCAGCGCAUCAAAAGAUAAGAUUCAACUAUUAGCCGAAUUUUCUUGUGAAGCUAGGCUAAACGGGGAAGUACAAUACUGUAAUUUAUUCGUAACAAAUAUUGAUUCUUUGAACAUCUUAGGUGUUGACUGGUGUGACAUUUUCCAUAUUUGGGAAAAGCCUCUCAAUCUCAUUUGUAACAACAUCAUAUCGGUUCAAGAUCAACAAUCUACUAUUUUGAAGCAUAUACAGCAAGACUAUGCGGACAUAUUCAAGCCAAAUCUGGAAAGUUGUAGCACAGUUACAUCAGCAUUGCAUCUAAAGGCGGAUGCUAAACCAAUUUUUCGCGCAAAAAGGCCAGUAGCAUAUUCCAUGCUACCAUAUAUUGAAGAAGAACUAAAGAGAUUACAUCAAUUAGGGGUUAUCACCCCUGUAGAAUUUUCUGAAUGGGCAGCGCCUAUCGUCGCAGUGAAGAAACCGUCUGGCAAGGUUCGGAUCUGUGGUGAUUAUUCAUCAGGGCUGAACGCAUGGUUAGAGCCCCAUCAAUAUCCGCUGCACACGCCAGAAGAAAUUUACGCAAAGGUCGCGGGAAGUCAUUGUUUUACCGUAAUAGACCUAUCAGACGCGUAUCUACAGGUACCCGUCACAGCAGAGACAGCCAAGCUGCUCACCAUUAACACGCAUAUGGGUCUGUUUACGUUCAAUCGACUCGCACCAGGUAUCAAAAGCGCUCCAGGAGCGUUCCAACAAAUCAUGGACACCAUAUUGGCAGGCAUAGAUGACACCGUCGCUUACAUAGAUGACAUCAUUAUAGGCGGUGCAACCUUUGAGAAACAUGUCGAAAACCUUCAUAAAGUGGCGCAACAGCUACAGAAGUAUAAAUUUCGGGUCCAGUUCGACAAAUGCAAAUUUUUUGCUGCACAGGUAAAAUAUUUGGGAAACAUUUUAAGCAAAACAGGUAUAAAACCUGACCCCACCAAAAUAAGCCAGAUUCUAGCACUACCAGAACCCAAAAAUAUUUCAGAAGUCAGAGCAUUUCUGGGCAGUGUAAAUUAUUAUGGAAAAUUCAUCGCAGAAAUGUCCAAAAUCAGAGCACCUUUGGACAAAUUGCUUCAUAAAAAUGAAAAGUUUAAUUGGAAAGCUGAUUGCCAAAAAGCCUUCCAGCAAUUCAAACGCAUUUUAAAUUCAGAUUUAAUGCUUACGCAUUAUAACCCCAAUUUACCAUUGAAAGUGGCAGCAGACGCCUCCAAUAGAGGAAUCGGUGCGUUUAUUUGUCACGUUUUUCCGGACGGAUCAGAGAAGGUUAUACAACACGCCUCAAAAGCUUUAACGGAUGCAGAGCAAAAGUACUCGCAAAUUGAAAAGGAAGCUUUAGCAUUAGUUUUUGCGCUAAAGAAGUUCCACAGAUUUAUUUUUGGACGUCAGUUCACAUUGUGCACGGAUCAUAAGCCGCUAAUCGCAAUAUUUGGUAAAAAUAAGGGCAUCCCAACGUACGCAGCAAAUAGGCUUCAGCGAUGGGCACUAAUAUUGAUAAUGUACGACUUCAAUAUCCAAUACAUUAAAACAACAGAAUUUGGAUGUGUAGACAUGCUUUCGCGCCUUAUAGCCAAUCACACAAAGCAAGACGAAGACAUGGUGAUAGCUUGUACGCAAAUGGAAGAAGAAAUGAACACGAUUAUUGAAGACCAAUGUGAAAAACUUCCGGUGAGUUUUGAAAUGAUAAGAAAAGCUACAAAGCAAUGUUCAACGGCCCAAGCUGUCAUAAACGCAUUAUCAAAUGGAUGGAAGCAAGAAAUAACACCAGAAUUACAGCCAUUUUAUGCACGGAAAGAUGCACUCAGCGUGAUUCAAGAGUGCCUAAUGUUUCAUGAACGCAUAGUGAUUCCGAAGAAAUUACAACCACGAAUUUUACGUCAAUUACACAGAGGACAUCCAGGUAGAGAACGGAUGAAAUUGUUAGCAAGGAGUUACGUGUAUUGGCCUGGUGUGGACGAAGAUAUAGUCUCGUAUUCACGAAAUUGUCAACUUUGUGCAUCAGCAGCAAAAAUGCCUGUAAAACAUACACUACGAUCAUGGCCGUUAGCAACAAAACCAAUGGAACGGUUACACAUAGAUAUAGCAGGACCAUGCAAUGGUUUUUAUUACUUCGUAAUCGUAGAUGCAUUCUCAAAAUGGCCUGAAAUUUUUCAAAUAGAGAAUAUCACAACGCAAACAAUCAUUAGCAAGCUAAAUGAAACGCUUUCACGUUACGGAGAUUGUGACACACUGGUCUCUGAUAACGGCACACAAUUUACGAGCGGAGCGUUCGAACAAUUCGUAACAUCGCGGGGUAUUCAACACAUAAGGACAUCGCCUUAUCAUCCCCAGUCCAAUGGACAAGCGGAACGGUUCGUAGAUACACUGAAAAGGGCAUUAAAAACAAUUAAAAAUGGAAGGAACGAAUUCAGAAAACUUGCAAACAUUUUUGCAAACGUAUAGAUCCACACCAAAUCCGAAUGUGGU